AAAUCAAAACUCAGAAAGCUGCAGCACAAAGCUUCCCCUCCCCCUCUUCGCAAAGCGUCAAACUAUCCUUGUAGCUAGGCAAUUUCUGCGCGUAAGCCAUGCACCCAAUUACCCCUAAACACUAUUCCCUACCGUGUCCUCUCCUCCUCCCUCCAUCUGGUCACACUCCUCCCUUUAAAGUUACACACAUAACACAUUCAUUCAUCUCUCUCCUCUUCACCCCUUUUCACUCAUGAAGAAUCCCGUGGCCGAGAGUUUCACCGACUUCUACGACAAGUGGGUUUGGAAGCUCGAGGAGAUCCUACACCAGCUCCUCGAGGUGUCCAAACAGAGAACUGAGGUGGUCAAAACUGAGCAAGAGCUGCAGGUUUUGGUGUCAAAAGUCACAUCCCAUUUGAAGGAAUACUACACUAUAAAGUGGGCAUCCGCACAUGAAGAGGUGCUUGUGUUCUUCUCGCCGGCGUGGUUGAGUCCUCUGGAGAAUGCUUAUUUGUGGAUCACAGGGUGGAAGCCCUCCAUGGUGUUCAAGCUUCUGGAAACUCUCAAGAAGCAAGCGAGUGGUGGUGAUUUUGUGAUGACGGAGGAGCAGGUGAGGAAGAUCGAGGAGCUGAGGAAGAGGACGAGGAUGGAGGAGGAGAAGGUGGAGAGGGAGAUGGAGAGGCAGCAGGUGGCCAUGGCUGACCGCAAGAUGGUGGAGUUGGUCAAGCUCACCGGCAGAGCAAGGAACAACGGUAGUGGUGGUGGUGGUGAUGCGGUGGAUGCGGUGGUGGAGGUGGCCUUAAAAGGGGUUCUUGCGGGGUUGGAGAGGGUCAUGAAGGCUUCGGAUUGCGUGAGGCUCAAGACACUCAAAGGGGUGUUGGAUGUGCUUAGUCCAAUGCAGUGUGUCGAUUUCUUGGCUGCAAAUAUUGCUAUGCAGCUAAGACUCAGGCAAUGGGGGAAGAAGAAGAGGGACAUUGCUGCUGCAGGAUCCACACUCAAUGUGAAUCAGGACAACUGAUCCAAGUGUAAUUCAACUAGUAGCUAGCAAAAAAAAAAAAAGGAAGCAUAUUAAACUGUACAUCUUUAAUUAGGCUUAAUUAGUUAAUUAAGUUGUCCAGUACAUCAUCAUUAGCACAAAUUAAGAAGUUGUUUAAUUAGUUUAUGCGGUGGUAGUAGCUAGUAUAGUCUUGUAGUUGCAAUGUAAGAAAAGGAAAGAAAUAGUAGAUGAAUGAAGAUGAAUGAAUC
Molecule: messenger RNA, 1224 nt
Organism: Glycine soja
Lineage: Eukaryota; Viridiplantae; Streptophyta; Magnoliopsida; Fabales; Fabaceae
Product: protein DOG1-like 4
Exons: 1
Coding region: 233-997 (254 amino acids)
Biological process (GO): DNA-templated transcription
Molecular function (GO): sequence-specific DNA binding
Source: RefSeq, a predicted model, not a curated record